This is a messenger RNA of Nymphaea colorata (pocket water lily), 803 nucleotides long. RefSeq lists its product as uncharacterized. The transcript has 6 exons. Gene Ontology annotation, molecular function: RNA binding. Bases 47 to 646 code for a protein of 199 amino acids. The record is from RefSeq and is a predicted model, not a curated record. Lineage: Eukaryota; Viridiplantae; Streptophyta; Magnoliopsida; Nymphaeales; Nymphaeaceae. Gene Ontology annotation, cellular component: nuclear exosome (RNase complex); cytoplasm. Gene Ontology annotation, biological process: RNA processing.
GGAGCGAGGGAAGGAGAGGGAGAGGGAGCGAGGGAAGGAGAGAGAGAUGGGUCCAGCGGCGAAGGCGAAGGAGGGGGAGGUGGUCACUCCUGGGGAGGUGGUGGGCAAAGGCACGGAGGCGGUGGCGGGAAAGGGCUGCUACCUUUCCCCCCAUAACAACACCAUCUAUGCAUCCAUGACUGGUCGCUUUACCAGAUCUCCUUCUCCUCCUGGCUCCACAGAGAACAGACACGUUCUUGAAGUUGUGAGCGAUAAAGCAUGCGGUGUCGUUCCUGAACCUGGAUCCGUCGUGCUUGCUAGAGUAACAAAGGUGAUGGCUAGGAUGGCUUCGGUUGAUAUAAUGUGUGUUGGGCCUAAGUCUGUUAAAGAGAAGUUCUCGGGUAUUAUUAGGCAACAAGAUGUUCGAGCAACAGAAAUUGACAAGGUUGAUAUGCACUUAUCUUUUCGUCCUGGUGACAUUGUCCGGGCUGCUGUUCUGUCUCUUGGGGAUGCACGAGCCUAUUACCUUUCAACUGCAAAGAAUGAGUUGGGUGUGGUGUCUGCUGAAAGUAUUGCUGGUGCAACCAUGGUUCCUAUCACUUGGACGGAGAUGCAGUGUCCACUAACAGGUCAAAUUGAGCCGAGAAAAGUGGCCAAGGUAACUUAGGCAUUUUAUGUAAAAUGAUACUGCCUUUAGUGCGAGAUAUGAGUCAAUUUUUUUUGUUUCUUUUUGGAUACGACGACGAAACUUGUCUUGGAUGUUUACUGUCAAUAUUCCAAAGGUCUCCAUGGUUCUGAUAUCUCAUGAAUUAUCUUGGUUCUAA